CUUCUUUGGUUUCCUGCCCCCCGGAGAGUGAAAGAUGGCUGCCAACAAGGAACGCACUUUUAUUGCCAUCAAGCCAGAUGGAGUCCAGCGCGGCCUCAUGGGGGAAAUCAUCAAACGGUUCGAGCAGAAGGGUUUUUACUUGGUUGCCAUGAAGUUUGUGCAGGCUUCUAAAGACUUGCUCAAGCAGCACUACAUCGACCUGAAGGAUCGGCCAUUUUACCCCGGACUGGUUGAUUACAUGAGCUCUGGCCCCGUUCUUGCCAUGGUCUGGGAGGGACUGAAUGUGGUAAAAACUGGCCGAGUGAUGCUUGGCGAGACCAACCCUGCCGACUCCAAGCCUGGCACCAUCCGGGGAGACUUCUGCAUACAGGUUGGCAGGAACAUCAUUCACGGCAGCGACUCCGUGGAAAGUGCCAAUAAGGAAAUCGCCCUGUGGUUCGAAGACAAGGAGCUGGUGGAGUACAAAUGCUGCGCGCACGAGUGGGUGUACGAGAACUGAGCCCCCUUCUGCCUUCCGUUACCUCUUUACUCCAAUAAAGUGUUACCAUCCUGCC
Xenopus tropicalis (tropical clawed frog) is the source of this 554-nucleotide messenger RNA. RefSeq names its product NME/NM23 nucleoside diphosphate kinase 2 (gene nme2). Gene Ontology annotation, biological process: UTP biosynthetic process; GTP biosynthetic process; CTP biosynthetic process. The record is from RefSeq and is marked provisional. Gene Ontology annotation, molecular function: nucleoside diphosphate kinase activity. Lineage: Eukaryota; Metazoa; Chordata; Amphibia; Anura; Pipidae.